AUGGCGACUAAGGCAAACGUUCUUCUUGUCGGGAGUGGUGGUGUUGGCACGAUGGGGGCGUAUGCGCUUGAGACUGGCGGCCUGGCGGCCGUGAGUGCGGUGCUCAGAUCAAACUAUGAGACUGUCAUGGAGAAGGGCUUCUCGAUCGACUCUAUUGAGCACGGCAUGGGCAUCAAGGGCUUCAAGCCGUCACAGAUACUCAAAAAAGUUCCCAAUGUCAGUACAGACCCGAGCUUGAAGUACCACUUCAUCGUUGUCACGACCAAGAAUAUCGCAGACGUGAAACCGACCGUGGAGGAGAUCAUCGAGCCCGCUGUGACACCGGGCCACACAGCGAUUGUGCUGAUGCAGAACGGACUUAACAUUGAGAAACCGGUGAUUGCCAAGUUCCCCAACAAUGUGGUUCUCUCUGGAGUCUCAUUCAUCGGGGCGACGGAGAACCCUAAAGGCCACAUCGCACACGAUGACAGUGACUCCCUGAAAAUUGGGCCGUACGAGUCUCCCGGUGUCAAGCGCGAGACCGCAGUCGCGGCGGCAAAACAUUUCGUCAAGAUUUACAAUGCGUGUGGUAAAGUUGACUGCACAUUUGAUGAGGACGUGCCUUUCACGCGGUGGAGAAAGCUGAUCUACAAUGCGUCGUACAAUUCCGUGUGUACCAUCCUGCGCUGGGACACCCUUCGAAUGCGCAUGUACGAGCACGCUAUCGAUAGUCUCAUUCGGCCUGCGAUGCUAGAAAUUAAAGCUACUGCUAGGGCAGCUGGCGUGGUUCUGCCGGAGGAUAUCUGCGAGGUGUUGAUAGCUGUGGAUCCGGACGGCGUGUAUUGGAAGCCGAGUAUGUGUCAGGAUAUUGAGAAGGGAAAUUUUAUUGAGUACGAGAACAUCGUCGGGGAACCAGUACGGGAAGCCCAGAAGCUGGGUGUACCAACACCUGUGCUUUCAACGAUUUAUGGAAUGCUCAAGUCAUUACAGACGAUGACUAUGGAGUCAAAGGGCAUGAUUUCUCCCGCUUGGAAGGAGAAUGCUCGGUAUAAGUAG
Penicillium lagena is the source of this 1035-nucleotide messenger RNA. RefSeq names its product ketopantoate reductase family protein. Gene Ontology annotation, biological process: pantothenate biosynthetic process. Gene Ontology annotation, molecular function: 2-dehydropantoate 2-reductase activity. Gene Ontology annotation, cellular component: cytoplasm. The coding region runs from base 1 to 1035 and encodes 344 amino acids. The transcript has 3 exons. Lineage: Eukaryota; Fungi; Ascomycota; Eurotiomycetes; Eurotiales; Aspergillaceae. The record is from RefSeq and is a predicted model, not a curated record.